CCAGCCUUGAACAUUGGGGGAAGGGGAGGCGUUGACAGAUGAAUGUGCCAUGAGUGUUCGCUAUUCUUUUCAUUUUUUUCCGAGGCCUGUGUCUCCACUUCCGUGGCAUUUUGGCUCAAGCCGUCGUCAGGUUUUUGCCCCAGGGCUUCGGUGCCACGCAAAGCUGCCACACCACAUUCCCUCCGAGCAGAGCCCCAGCGGGCGCAGGAAGCGCAACGAUGCUCCAGGCUCUGCCCCUCAGUCAGCUUUGGAAGACCGAGGAAGCGCCCGAGAUUCUGAAAUUCUCGGACAAGGUUGCCAAGACGUCGUGGUGGGAGCUUUCCGAGGAAGAGUUGUCCAGCACACCCCGCGGCAACGAGGUCAGCAAGGACUGCAAGAGCUGGGCAAGGAUCCGGACUCCUUCCCCAGAAUACAGGUACACCCCGCGCGGCUCGUCGGGGCUGCAUCCGCUCCAAUACCCCGAGCUGCCGCCCGCGGUGCAGCAGCCGUGCGCAUCGUACCCUGAGGCGACGACCGCACCAGACGUGGUGGCGCGUGAGCCCGCGGACUCCGAGAGCCCGAGCGGUAGUGCCCACCAGCUCCAGCUGCGCCAGGUGCUCAGCAUCGGAUCGGUGGGCCACCCAUACAACUGUGGCCUGCCCUGCAAGUACUCGCGCGGCAGUCGCUUGUGCAAGGACGCCGCUGCUUGCCAACGCUGCCACGUUUGCCCGUGGAAACGCUCCGAUGAGCGUGCCCGUGCCCGAGCAGCCCGCGUGCGCACGGCGGAGGCGGAGCCGACGGAGCAGGCGGAGCAGACAGAGACGAGCGAAUGAACCCUGAGGCGAUCGGCCAGGCCGGGUUGCAGACGGGCUCGGCGGGGGAGCACGCGAAUUCUUAGGCGAGCACACUUGCUCGACGGAGGUGGGGUUGAUUGGAGAUCGCAACGCCUCUGAUUUGCAGCAAGUGCUGGUAGGGCAGUGCGUAGUGGAGUAGAGCUCUGCUCGCUAUCGCCCGUUGUUGGCCUUAAGUCGGGCCUGUCCCUCUACAGGAGGAAUAUUCAUUUGCUGACGCCGCACCGCCGACCCCUUCGUGCGGCAUUUAGAGUGAAAAGCGAAGGUCGCGGAACGAUUUCUGGAGAAUUUUGGGGGUUCUCAUGAUGUAUCAUGGCAUCUCCUUCGCCCCUCCCACC
Messenger RNA from Prorocentrum cordatum, 1168 nucleotides. The record is from the annotation of a GenBank genome assembly. NCBI's taxonomy places the organism in Eukaryota, Dinophyceae, Prorocentrales, Prorocentraceae.